AUGGACGCAGCAAAGGGUACGGAGUCUGCCCAGAGCCAGAAGGGCCUGAGGGAACGGAAAUCAUUUAUGAACACAACAGAGCACGGCGGAACGGAGCAAGCAGACGUUUGCUUAGAGGAACCAGAAGCUCAGAGCAUGGAGAUGCAACGGUCACAGUCAGGGCAGUCUUCCCUGAAGUCACUGAGAAAACAACCGUCCGUGUCUUCGUUGGCCACCGAGAUCAGUGUGUCGAAGGAGACAGUCGAAAGCAAAACCAUCCUUGGCCAGCCGGCCAACUUCGGUACCGUGGUCCCGGGCAUUUACCGGAGCAGCUAUCCCAAGGAGGCUGAUUAUGCCUUUCUUCAGAAGCUGAAGCUGAAGACGAUUAUCACACUUGUGGACAAGGACUUGCCUGAGACGUUUCUCCCUUUUAUGAAGGCCAACAAGAUCCAGCACCGACACAUCACCAUGCAGGGCACCAAGAAGGAGACGAUACCUAUCCAGACAAUGGCGGCCAUUCUCGAGGUCGUGCACGACAAGCGCAACCACCCUCUCCUGAUCCACUGCAAUCAUGGCAGACACCGAACUGGCUGUGUCGUCGCUCUCGUUCGCAAGAUCCAGAACUGGGAGUCGGAGCGCGUCCUGGACGAGUACAGGGCCUACGCAUCACCGAAGAUCCGAGAUUGUGAUGUCGAGUACAUCACCAAGUUCCAGACUACAGAGGUCCAGCACCUGGCUCUGGCGCCCCUCGCUGAAUCGUUUCCGGUUCAACACGCGAUGGACCCCCGUCGAAUCCGUUUCCUCCUGGCUUCAUUUUUCGCCAUCUUCAUAUGGUGGAACACCUUACGGUUCUUCCGACGAACCAGCAAUCAGCGAGAUCCGGUGUCGGGUCUCUGA
Molecule: messenger RNA, 876 nt
Organism: Diaporthe citri
Lineage: Eukaryota; Fungi; Ascomycota; Sordariomycetes; Diaporthales; Diaporthaceae
Exons: 3
Coding region: 1-876 (291 amino acids)
Biological process (GO): protein dephosphorylation
Cellular component (GO): cytoplasm
Molecular function (GO): phosphatase activity; inositol diphosphate tetrakisphosphate diphosphatase activity
Source: RefSeq, a predicted model, not a curated record